AUGACCACCACCCGCUCUUCCGUCCUCGUUCCCACCCACUCCCCCUCGGCCCACCCCAGGGCUCACAUCCCACAGAAGAGGAAGGCUGACUCGUCCCCGCCAGUAGAUAUUUCCCCCGUCGAAGAACCCGUCAGCAUCCCCUCCGACACCGAUGCGCAUCGCAGCAAAGUACGACGCAAAGAGUCACCAGCUCCUGUCAUCCCAGAUCCUGUCAUCCCAGCUCCUGUCGUCGUCACCCCCGCACCCAUCGCCAUCGCCGCUCUCACCCCUGCCGCUCCCCCAACACCGACUGUAUCAAUCACACCCAUCGCCACGCCCUCCACGGCUGCCACCCCUAUCACUGCUCCUUCGGCGCCAAUGAUGACUUCCACCGCACCCACACCAGUGGAUGCCACCACCCCGAACGUCACCGCACCCGGUCUUGUCGCAAAAGCUGCAACCGUCCGCCGCACCCAGCCAGCCCGCCAGCCUCUUCCCGCGGCCCGCGUCCGAGCGCAACUCACUCGAGAUCGCGAAGUCGUCAGCCGUGCUGGGUCUGCACAUGUAGUGGACGAUGACGCCCCUCUUGCUGUACCUCCCGCGAGGGCGGGCUUGGCCGACGGAUCGCACGCUAGCCCGAGGGAACUCGCGUUGAGGGAAGAAAUGGCGUUAUUCCAGGAGGCAAUGUUGAUGAUUGACGAGGCGGAGAAGAACAGGGAGAUGAGCUAUGAGCCUGAAAGAGGGUCGAGGACGGGACGAGGAAGCAGGAACGGAGACGUAGACGGGACCGAGUCGAACGACGAUGACUGGGAUAGUGACGUCGGUCCUUCUCGAAGAAGGCGCAAAAGGCACCCAUACUCUUCUGGAAAGGCGUCUCCGGCUACAACCUCUUCUCGAUCCUUUGAAGAGCAGUGGGACAACAUCCAGACCUAUUAUCGUCACAAAUCAGCAGAGGCGCGAGCGGUCGUAGCUCGGGAACCUCCAGAUCUCAGCAAAUCUCGUGAGCCAGUCGUCGUGGUCGCCACCAAUCCUCGAGAAAGCUUUCCAAAGGAUAGAGUUGAGAAGGGAUACCAGAAUGGCAUGUCGGGUAUGACGGAGGAUAUGGAGGCUGAUGCCCAGGGGUUUGUCACGAACGUGAGGUCAAACCUGACCGCCGUCACCACCUAUUACUUUCCUCAGAGAACAGUAAAGAGAGAUGCCUUUCUGGAGGCGAUCGGGAGAGACUUGCGGCGCCUGGGAGAAGAGUUGACGGACAAUGGGGACGCGGCGGUGCCACCUUGA
Messenger RNA from Cryptococcus wingfieldii CBS 7118, 1260 nucleotides. RefSeq lists its product as hypothetical. The transcript is spliced from 2 exons. The coding region runs from base 1 to 1260 and encodes 419 amino acids. The record is from RefSeq and is a predicted model, not a curated record. NCBI's taxonomy places the organism in Eukaryota, Fungi, Basidiomycota, Tremellomycetes, Tremellales, Cryptococcaceae.